AAAGUAAUAUGGCUUGUCUGACACGUUGUUUCCUUUUCCACGUAUAAAUACAUGAAAGUUCAUAUAGCAUAUGGUGUUCAAGUCAAAGAGCAGGAAAUAAUCUUUGGAAAAGAAAAAAUGUAUGUGACAAGGCCUCUUUCUAUGUUCCAAAAGAAUCCUUCGGCACUCUCAUGGCCACCCCCUGAAGGUCCAAAUUCUGGUAUUUUGGUCAUCGAAGAUGAAGAAGCCGAGCAGCAGUAUACUUGUUUUGGAUUGUGUAAGAGUAAUGAGCUCAAGGACUUGCCUCAGACCAAGAACCUAACGCUUCGCUAUUCAUCAGGCACUGGCCAGAACCGACGCGUUUCUUAUUUUUACGCAAGCUUAAUCCCAGUUCUUAAUCAGCCGUUGUCUUCCAAUCGGUACUAUGUCAUAAAGAGACGUGGAAGCCAUAAAGGGGAAGCAUAUCAAAAUUCUAAGGAGGAGGAUAUGGGAAGCUGCUUUUGCUUCAAGUAUGUUAGUGAUAAGAAAGGGUGGGAAGUGUAUACCUCAACACCUAGCGAUUUUCGAUUAGGUAAUGCACUAGGCCUAGAUAGUGCCCUUCGUGCUCGCCUUCCAGAAUUCAACUUCCCACUAUCAUGUACGAGUUCUCAAUCAGUGGUUGUGGGAAAGUGGUAUUCUCCUUUUAUGUUUAUUAAGGAAGGAACAUUGAAAGACCAAAUGAGUACAUCAAUUUAUUACGAGCUGACGCUUGAGCAAAAGUGGAAACAAAUAUUUGCAUGUGAAAAUAAUGGGGGCCAAGGCAAUGUUGUUGAUGUGGAUGUUGUUCUUCCAAGAGAAGUGGUUUCAGUUGCUAGGAUGGAAGUUGUGGAUGUAAAAGUGGUCAAUGGAAUUAUGUGGUUCAAGGGUUGUAGUAUAGAGGGACAAGAAAGAAGUGUGGGAUUGAGCUUGGAAGUUUUUGAGAGAAUGAAGUGGGAGCAGGAAAGGGUGGGAUGGGUUAGGGGGAGUGACAUACAAGUGAGCUUGAAAAGAGUAGAGGAAUUUGGAGGAACGGGUAGGUGGGGGAAAUUUGGUUGUUAUAUUUUGGUAGAGAGAUUUGUGCUAAAGCGAAUGGACGGAAGCCGGGUAUUAACUUAUGAAUUCAACCACAUUAACAAGAUUCAAAGCAAAUGGGAAUGAUUCUUCAUAUCUUAUUAAAUAUUGUAAAAUUCAUUUAAUUUUUGUGCGUGUGUGUGACACUGAAUUUUUUUUUUUUUUUUUUUGAGAGAGUUUCCACCUAUUACGUUAGUGUGUGAUACUGAAUUUUGUGUGUGUGUAUGAUACUGAAUUGUAUACCUAUUUUGCUUACUUCUC
Messenger RNA from Quercus lobata, 1329 nucleotides. RefSeq lists its product as uncharacterized. Bases 52 to 1155 code for a protein of 367 amino acids. The record is from RefSeq and is a predicted model, not a curated record. NCBI's taxonomy places the organism in Eukaryota, Viridiplantae, Streptophyta, Magnoliopsida, Fagales, Fagaceae. The transcript is spliced from 3 exons.